UUUAUAAUCAUAACAUUCGUUGCAGGUAGAACACAUCAAUUCUUAUGAUCAAUGCACUUUGCUUUGUGUUUAUUAUAAUUUUGUUGGAUAAACUUGAAUUGGAUAAAAAAACAACAAAUAAAAGGGUUUUUUUUCUUGAAGGCGUAUCAAAGCACGACGAAUAUAUUGUUAUUUUUGAAAAACGAGGAAAUAGACUAAAUUGUUCGAAAUUUUUCAAAAAAUUAGGUGUUGUUUCUGAGAGCUCUGGGGCCUGGGCUUUGUCGGAUUUUUAUAGAUAAUCAUAUAAAGUGAAUUAUCAAAGAUGGCGGAAAAAUUGAAGUUAGAUCUCAGCAUCCCAUUUCCAGACAAAGAGAAAGCUAAGAUUGCAAUGAACUCGCUAAAAGUUGACCCAGAACCCAGAAGAACAAAAGUGACAAAGAAACUAAAAGUCGAAGAGAACAUCCUGAUUGCAUCUUUUGAAGCUCCAGAAGCUAAGAACCUUAGAGUGGCGUCAAACUCAUUCUUGGAUCAUUUGACUUUAGUUAUGAAGACUAUAGAUAGGUUUGGAUGAACUUAGGUAAUACGACGUACACUUCAAUGUCAACUGUGGAUCAAGUACUAGGAUCAAGGACUGCUUUAAAUUAAUAUAUCGGCAGCCUAGGUAAUCGAUAUGCUAAUUUCUAGUCCAUCAACGCACUUCAUUUUCUUCGGCAAUCAUCGAUAUGUCCCCAAUUACAAUAAGCUUAUUACAAUAUGGCGUCCGUAAUCACAAACACUAACUUGCCGGUUAUAGAGUGUGAUCCUUGAUGAAUUGCAUUGACUUUCUACGCCGGUUGCCUCCGCUAGUUGCAGGCGACGAGUUUAUUGCACUAUUCUUAGUUUUCAUGUGACGUCAUAAACCCGGUAAUUACAACGUUGAUUAAUUCGGCAGGACAUAAUUGUCAUUACACUGAUUACAGCAUGUUGCCUGUUGGUUGUUCGCCUGUUGGUUGCCCUUCAGCAUAGAAAAAAAAUACGUGGAAUGUCGUAUUAUUCGGUUCUCUCCUGUGCAGCAUAGGCGUCGAAACGUAAUCAAAUAUUUGAGUCUGACCUCCAUUUAUAUCACGGAUUAAAAUGCUUAGUAAAACCAGCAAAAUAUCAUGCAGGUAAAUGUUCGAGGUUUUCUGAAUGUUGAAUCAAGCUCGUAACACUGGCUCGUAUUUUACUUUUCGUACAAACAACAAAACGCAUAGUUUUGUCAAGAAUAUCGAGUAAAUUUGUAAUAUCUUUGACUUUGUCUUUAAGAAUGCAAUAAUAAUCUCUGGAGUUAUUAAUGUUUUAAGUGUUUAGUAUAUACUCUAGCCUAACAAUUGGGCUGUCUUUUAUUUCGCUAGACUGCAUGAUAGGCUUGUUUAAAUGUUUCAUUCUCUUUCAUCUGUUCCUCAGAACUCACUUCUAGUCGAAAUCUCUUGGUAGUCGUUCUAGUUUUUUAGUUUGUUUCGGACUCCUGUAGUCACUAAGCAUGAGGCAAUUUUGUUUGUAAAAUAUUUCAAGCCAUAGGGGAAAAGGAGAAAGACUUAGAGCUCGAUAAAUAGCCAUAUUGGAAAAUUGACAUGCAAGCAAAAUAACGUCGUAUUUGGAUCAUGACAAUGAAACGGCACAUGCACGAAUGAAUUUUUCAUUCAUCACGUAUUUUUUUGUACACCCACUAUAUAUGAUACAUACAGUAGUUACCUCAAAGCACAUCUUUAUUUGUGUACAUUAAUAUAAAGGAGUUUGAAUUUACUGUAAAAUGAAAUUUAUAGUUAUACGUUGAAAGAGAUGCAAACAAGUAUGGCGAAAACACAUGAUGUUGAGACACAUCAAACAUGUAUUAUAUUGUUUUUCUUAUAAAAAUAGAAUGAUUACAAGCGAUGAUGCAUUUUCAA
Messenger RNA from Dendronephthya gigantea, 1886 nucleotides. RefSeq names its product EKC/KEOPS complex subunit LAGE3-like. The record is from RefSeq and is a predicted model, not a curated record. The transcript is spliced from 3 exons. The coding region runs from base 302 to 550 and encodes 82 amino acids. Lineage: Eukaryota; Metazoa; Cnidaria; Anthozoa; Malacalcyonacea; Nephtheidae. Gene Ontology annotation, cellular component: EKC/KEOPS complex.